AUGGUAAUUGACGAAUAUGAAACCCUAACCUACAACAAACUCUUCCAAUCCGUCGAGCUUUACCUACAUCCUGACAUCGCUCAACACCUUAAGCGAUUCAAAACCGUAAUGCGACCUAAGGAGCAUAAUGUCUCCAUCGUAAUCGAUCGCAACGAAGAAAUCCUCCACAAGUUCAAAGGCGUUGAUUUCAAAUGGAGAUUAAUCAUACAAGCGAUUCCGCCAACGUACAUUAGAAGAUCUGGAGGAAGUAACGAACAUCACACCAUGGUGAAAUCAAGUGUUCGUUGCUUUGAGGUAAGGUUUCAUAAGAAUCACAGAGACAUGGCUUUAUCUGAGUACUUUCCAUUUGUAAUGGAAAAAGCUAAAGAAGUUCAAGAGGAACAGAAGACACCGAAGCUUUUCACUCUCACGAACGAUAGAGUGUUGAAAAGAUUCGGAGAUAUGUGGCAAUCUGUGGCUCUCGAUCAUCCUGCUACAUUUGAGUCAUUAGCGAUGGAUUCUGAGUUGAGGAAUAUGAUACUUGAUGAUUUGGAUCUCUUUCUGGAGCGUAAGGAGUUCUAUAAGAGGGUUGGUAAACCUUGA
Molecule: messenger RNA, 582 nt
Organism: Lathyrus oleraceus (garden pea)
Lineage: Eukaryota; Viridiplantae; Streptophyta; Magnoliopsida; Fabales; Fabaceae
Product: protein HYPER-SENSITIVITY-RELATED 4
Exons: 1
Coding region: 1-582 (193 amino acids)
Source: RefSeq, a predicted model, not a curated record